Arctia plantaginis is the source of this 906-nucleotide messenger RNA. The record is from the annotation of a GenBank genome assembly. Lineage: Eukaryota; Metazoa; Arthropoda; Insecta; Lepidoptera; Erebidae.
AUGGAAGCUGUAACCGCUCGAGCCAUUUCCAUGCUGGCUCUUGGCAUCGGAAGUUUCCUAUCAGGUAUGCUGCCAACCUGUUUCUCAGAAAGAACGCGACAGAGCCAUCCAUUUCUCAUAUCAUGUCUCCUGUGUUUCGGAGGAGGGGUUCUCCUAUCCACCUCACUGGUCCACAUGCUGCCAGAAACCAGAGAAAAGUUACCAGAAUACUCAGAAGUGAUGCUGUGUUUAGGAUUUUUUACAGUGUAUCUUGUGGAUGAACUAUCCCAUCUGGUUUAUAAGAGUAACAGUCAUCGCCAGGAAAGGCGGGAUGUUGGGGAGCGUUCCAGUUUGCUGAUAAGAGAAAGAGAUGAUGGGGAGUUGAGAGAGAGACACGAUGGAGGGUCAGAACUUUGUCACGUUACUCAUACUGAGCCCUGUAAUAAGAAUUCCUCUAGUGUAGUUGGAUUACUCUCUGCUCUCUUCAUACAUAGUGUCUUGGAAGGAUUGGCGAUUGGUUUGCAAGAGAAUACCACCCAGGUACUUCUGCUGUUCGCAGCAGUUGCUUCUCACAAGUUUGUGGUGGGUUUCUGUCUCGGUGCAGAGCUGUGCGAGAAUUUCCCCUCUCGUAUCUGCACGCACAUCUUCUGCGUCGCUUUGUUCAGUAUGGGCUCAGUGGCAGGCAUUGCCGUGGGUUCGGGCUUAGAGAGCGUCACUGCACUGAAGGAUUCUGUCGCUGUACCCAUUAUGCAGGGCUUAGCAGCUGGUACGCUUCUGUACGUAACAGUAAGUGAAGUAUUGCCUCGCGAGAGGGCGCGAUGGCACGAACGCAAACGAAGUGCUGGCAUACUGCAGUUGAUUUCAGUUGGAACAGGAUUUGUACUUAUGUAUUUGACGACUCAAUAUUUAGAUCACGAUGCUAACUGA